Messenger RNA from Candoia aspera, 3206 nucleotides. It is a transcript of the gene PPP1R17, whose product is annotated as protein phosphatase 1 regulatory subunit 17. Gene Ontology annotation, biological process: regulation of phosphatase activity. The coding region runs from base 3 to 458 and encodes 151 amino acids. Gene Ontology annotation, molecular function: protein serine/threonine phosphatase inhibitor activity. The transcript is spliced from 4 exons. NCBI's taxonomy places the organism in Eukaryota, Metazoa, Chordata, Lepidosauria, Squamata, Candoiidae. The record is from RefSeq and is a predicted model, not a curated record.
CGAUGUCGACUGAAUAUGUUAAGACAACACAUGAUAAGUCUGAAGACAGAUUGGAUGGGCGAGAGACUUGCUGUAACCAUUUGGAAGAUCUUUCUGAGCAGUUGCUUAAAAGUUGUGAACUCAAAAGGAUACCAAGAAAAGGAAAGACUCAUCAAGUCUCUCAGAAAAAUGAUCUGGAACAGAGAAAACCAAAGAGAAAAGACACACCAGCAAUAAAUACACCUCCACCAAUAGCAGGUAUUCUUUCAGACCAUUUAAUCAAGAGCUGUGACCUCUCUGAGAAAUCACCAAAGAAUAAUGUUCAAAAAACAGAGCAUGAUCAGAAAAAACCAAGAAGAAAAAAUACUCCUGCUAUAAACACACCACCUCUACUUGCAGGCAUUAAGCUACUUAAAGAAGAUGAACAGACUAUGAUUGCUGAAGAUGAAGAAAAGGAGGCAGAAACAUCACCAUUUUAAGUUCCAGUCAGAUUGUCAUGGUUUUGUAAAUAAUUAUCUGCAAAGUCUUUAUAAAAAUGGAGUAGACUCCACGCAGCAUUCUUACAUAUAUUGCUGCUAAGUUAUAUUUCAUUAAAUAUAGUUGUGGAUCAUGUUUUUUCUAUAGGGUUAUGCCUUUCCACCAAAACAAAUCUCAGUGUGUCUUCAAUAUCUUAGGUGGUCAAAAAGCAAAAUCCACUAGCCAACAAUAACCUUCCUGAUAGACCCAUAAGACCCACUAAAAUACAUUAGUAUUGUACCUAAUCUCUCCCUCUCAGUCCUUUAUAUGCACAAUUAUGGAUUUAUUUUGCCAUAUUUGAGGACUGUUUUGUAAUAGAGUAAAAGUGAUCUUUUUUAUUUUACAUCAAAAUAUUUUUUCUGAUAUACAGUAACUAUUUUCUCAGUAUUACUUUGCAAUGUUUUUCUCCCCUUUCUUAUUUGAUCCUGCUCCUUAAAGGAAACUUUUGGUAAUUCAAGGGUACUUGGUAUCUCUAUCUACAAGCUACAUAAUUGCAGGAAUAAUAGUUUCAUUAUAGUCUCCUAAAAGUCAUGCCUGGCAGAAUUGAAUUCCAAUAUCUAUCACAUGUAAUAGCCAUCAUGCACACAUCCCUAUACCAUAUAUGAGAUAGUCUCCAUACCAACACUCAACCCACUCAGCUUUUCCACACUGUUGCAAUGUAAUUCACUUUUCACUGAUAAGAAACAUCAGACCCCUCCAAUGUACAAGGUAAUCAUAGCCAAUAUGUCCUUUCAUUUUACUCACAGAAUCUGCACUGUUUAACAAUAUUCUGUUGCAGCCAUUACCGUCUAUUGAACUGAUACAUGGGGGUUUCUUUCAGUCAACAGUUAUAUUUUGUACAUUACCCAUGUAAGCUAUUCCCAGCAUUGUACAUUCUAAUUUAUUGAACUUCAACCCUCAUAUAACUGCUUGGGAAUCUGACCCAUCCAGAGGACCUUAUCUUGUAGAUGGCUGAUCUGUAGGCAAAUCCUAUUCUGAUUUUAUGUCAGUUCUUGCCUAUUUCUUGAAGGAUAUAAAGGGGUGAAAGUGCAGUUCUAGAUAAGUGACACAGAUCACAGUUGUAAGAAAUCACCUUGCAACUGGAAGCAAUUUAGGAAAUGAGAACCUUGCUUGCUAUCUCUUAAAAUAUAAUAACGUUCUUGGAGCUUAAUGAGAAAGAUAUGUAUCUCUAUGGGCUGUUUACACUGAGGUUACACCAUUUACACACUACUGUCAAUGAUAAAGCAAGUCCAUAGCUGUUAAAGUUAAUCAGGUACUGCAGUUAAACGACGAUGUUUGUCUGUUAGCUUCAUUUGUGCAAAUGAUUUGAUUGCUUUUUCCCUCAUUAGCAAAUGAGGAUGUAAUGCAGCCUUCUGCAAACCACCUUCACAAAUUUAUAUUAGAAAAUGCUGUGCCAUCUGUAAAGGAGCUCUCUAGAAGUAAAGUGCCUGUAAUGUAUAUAUGCUAUAUAAUCUAUUAAGAUACUAGAAUAUAUGUUGUUUGAGUAGAUUAUUCUUUUAAUCUUCAGAUCUGUUUUAGGUGAGAAGAAACUGUUCUUCUGUUCAGCUUUUAUUUGCUUUUUUAGCUCAGUGCCAUGACUUUUCCAACUCAAGUAUACACUAUUAUAGAUGUUGUAUAUCAAUGUUCUAUGCCUCUUCGAUGGUCUUGGCUUGUAUAGUUUAUUACAUGAAGUGUGGCAAUGCUAUGGCUUUGUGUAUCCUUAUUCAAGGCAUACAGAAGAAUCUAAGCACUCUGCCAAUUCAGACCAAAGAUUUUCCAAGUCCAGCUUCCAUUUCAGAAGCAGCCAACCAUAUUUAAUGCUAUUUUGUUUGCUGUGUGUUGACUGGCAGUAAAUCUGUGUAGUCUCAUAAGAAGCCCCCUUUCCCAUUCCGUGUAAAGAUUACUGUGUCCAAAAUGUGAGUUAAAAAUCAAUCAGAAAAGUAAUUUUAUCCCUCCAAAAGGGCACAUGGUGAAAUAAAAAACAAGCAACACAAAUUUCAGUGGGGUCCUCUUUCCUGUCUCCCCAUUGGAUAUGUAUUUUUAAUAGUUACAAUUUAUUUCUGGGAAUUACAGUGAAAAAAUAAUUAUAAUGAGAAUUAAGUUAUUGAUUUUUGCAGUACAUAUAAGAUUCCACCCCUUACCCCACUACCAUCCCUGUCAACCAACUGGAUACAAUAUUACAAUUAAGACAAGAAAAGCAUUUCUAAGUUUGGUUUUAAAAAAGAGAAAGGAACAGAGAAAGUAGGGACCAGACUCUAUAUGAUAUAAUAAAAGAUAGUGCAUACAAGUUGUGAAAAUGUCCUAAGUUCACCAAUUUUGGUCUCUGAACUUCAGAUGAUCUCCUGUAAAUAAUUUGUUGAGGUGAUUUACAGAGCUUUAAGUUCCUGUUACUCUAUGUUUCUUCUUCAUGCAAAUAAACCAAAUCUGUAAAUUAUUUCUUCUGUUAUAAUCUAGCAAAAAGUCUGUUAUUUUCCUGUGCUUCCUUGCCUUCUCAUCUUCAAAGCAUUACUCUCACAAAGGACAAAGGAAAACAUGGCUCAGUAACUGCACAUAAAUAAUGCAAUGACUGUGUUUGUAUUAUUCCUGAAAAUUCUCUUCUGUCUGUUCUGUUCCAGAAGAAUUACAUGUAUCUUAAUAAAUGUCCUGAAUUAACAGAUUUGUUGGAUGUUGUUUCAUGGGCUCUGGUUAAAAUGAACAAACUGUUCACAUUAAAACAACUUAAUCAACACUGA